CACGUGGUUAGCGUUUCCUUUCCGUUAGCAAAGCUGUAGAUUGCAAGAAGUUCUUCGUGAGGAUUCAUUUGAGCACAUCAGAACAAACGGAUUCCACACAUAUAAAGCACGCUUUCCAUUGUCAUUGAAGCGUUACACCCCUUCUCCUGCACCAGGGCCCCAACAGAGCCCCCUACUGGGUGGGCUCCCAGGAAGCUUUUUACUGAUCGGACAGCAAGCUGCAUGCUUGCGGCUGGCUCAGCUGAAAGCCCACGUUGCGUUGACACAGAUAAAUAACGCUAUUGCUGUUGAUGGUCGAACCAACACACCUGCCCCAUUUAUACCCACAACACCCCCCACAGCUGCAGCCAUCAGUCUACUAAACCUUCUGAAGGUUGCUAACACCAUGUCCCAUCCCUCAUAUAACCCCUAUGCCUCUGGGAAACAAAGUUCAGCCCAGGGGCACUAUGGACAGUCCAGUAUGCAGGCAGAGAGAGACUCUCAUAAGACAUCUCCUCAUCUUGGGCCUGGGUCCAGCUUUAGCUCUUCCGGAGUUUCAUCUGCGACUCCUGCAAAAUCUGGGGGAAUAAUGAGCUACAGGCCAGAAGCGAGUAAGACUUCAAUGGAAGAGGACAUAAAGAGGUCCAUAGACAUGCAUAUAAGUAGAGCCAGAGAGGAUGUGAGUCAUCAGCCUGUAGACAAGAGCAGUCAUUUUACUCAAAGACAUGAGUAUGAUUCUUCAGGCAAAGAUGUGACUUCCUACGUGUUGUCCUCAAACUCUCGAAGACCCCCUGAUGUUGCAAGUAGCACUAGCUCCAUGGACUGGUUGCCAAGCUACAAACGGGAAACUGAGGAUGAUUCGUCUAAAUACUGUUCAUCAUCUGCUUCAUUGAGCUAUCAAAGCACUGGCAACAGUAAGUUUAAUGCCUCGAAUGAAAGAGAGCGCAAUGUGCAAUCCAUUCCAGGCUUAGGUGAUUAUGACUACCCAGUGCCAGACAAACCUGUGGGUUCUGCAGAGUCUACUCGUCCCAAGUACACUUCAGAAACAGCUGUGAACAUCCUUAUGCAGUUUGGACUUGAAAAAGGGGACCUGGAACAUCUGAUCUCAUACCCAGAAGAUCAGAUGACUCCUGACAACCUGCCUUUUAUCUUACGACAAAUCCGCAUGGAAAAGGCAAAGAGAUCUGCCACAGCAGAUCCAUCAAAAUCCUACUAUGAUCCUCAUUCCACCACAAGUAUGAGUGGAAAGGAAAGGUUAAGUACUUCAAGAGGGGAAGGGAUGUGCCGGGAUGAAUUGUCACCUAUUGUCCAACCAAGUAAAGUGAUUGAUUAUGGACAUACUGGAAAAUAUACUGGAAGCUUUGGGGAUGAAAUUGGAAGGAGCAGCAGUGGAGCCAGUAGUGGUGGAACUGGAGGUACGCUGCUGAUGGGCUCCUAUGAUAGUAGCGGUCACAGUCGAGAAUCACUGCAAAAAAGUAUGACAGAGGUGAAAAACAGCACCUUGGUUUCUUCCCGUGAUCAAGGCAGCUCUUUUACCAGUCAUGGCUCAAUGCGAAGCAGCGAUCCAGCUCAACAACUGCACACCCAACCGAACCAGUCAUCUCAAGAAAUCUUCAAAGGUUUCUCUCUGCCGAAGACGGACACAGACAUAAGAUCUCUUAAAGCAGAAGUCACUAAAGCCCUUCCGUUGAAAAAUCCAGAGCCAGAUCGCUAUUCAGCAUCAAAAAGCCAACUAACUCCUAAUAUAGUUCAUAGUGUGCAUCCAAGCCGACCUGGCCUUGUACUCAUUGGCAGCAGCAGCAGCGACAGUCACAUCAAAGAAAAGAGUAAGACUCACGGGCAAGUAUCAAAUGUUCCUGAGCAGAUGAACAAACAGCAAAUGCAGCAGAAGCAGAAGCAGGUACAACAGCAACAAGUGAAACAGACAAUGCAACAACCACCACCAAAGCAGCAGCAGCAGACGCAACAACUGAAGCAGCAGCAGACGCAACAGCAACAACUGAAGCAGAUGCAACAACUGAAGCAGCAGCAGACGCAACAGCAACAACUGAAGCAGAUGCAACAACUGAAGAAGCAGCAGACGCAACAGCAACAACUGAAGCAGACGCAACAGCAACAACUGAAGCAGACGCAACUGAAGCAGCAGACGGCCCAGGUACCUAACCUGCCGAUUGGGUUGCAGCAGAUGCAGAAUCAGCCAGCUGUGCAUAUGGGACAAGCUUUGCAGUCUCAAGUUUUUUCGGCUGCAAAGCCAGUUCCACAGCCGUCCCUCAUGCCAGGGCUCAUGAUGCCCGUUCCUCCGGGUCUCUCUCCGCUAAUGCAGAACUUCAUGAAUUUCAUUCAUAUACCGCAGCCCGCUUCCACGAAGCAGCUUCCAGCAAAGGUAGAAGUGACAAGGAAUAUCCCAGUGCUGGCCCAGAUGCAAGACUACACUGGCGCUUCACCUAUGGUCUUUCCUCAUACCUGCUCUUUAUGUAACAAGGAAUGUACUCAGAUGAAGGAUUGGGUCUCCCACCAGAAUACCAGCCUUCACAUCGAGAACUUCAAACUUCUGCGAAAGCGAUACCCAGAAUGGAACGGUGAAAUAGCAUCACUGCUAGAUGCAUCAGGUGCCAAGCCCUCUCCCUCAACUUCUGCUGAGACUUCCCAGAAGAAAACCAGACAUGAGAGUCGUUCCCGUUCCUGCAGCCCCCGGAGCCAUCGUGACUCGGAGCGUAGCAGGGACAGGCAAAGUAGCCGUUCCCGCUCUCGCAGCCCCCGCACUCAUCGUGACUCGUUGCGAAGAAGAAAUAGACGAAGUAGCCGUUCCCGCUCCCGCAGCCAUCAUGACCCGGAGCGUAGCAGGGACAGACGAAGUAGCCGUUCCCGCUCCCGCAGCCAUCAUGACCCGGAGCAUAGCAGGGACAGACGAAGUAGCCGUUCCCGCUCCCGCAGCCAUCAUGACCCGGAGCGUAGCAGGGACAGACGAAGUAGCCGUUCCCGCUCCGGCAGUUCACGUCGCCUCCGUGACUUGGAGCGUAGGAGGGACAGACGAAUUAGUCAUUCCCGUUCUCGAUCACGCAGCCCCCGAAGGGAGAGACACAGAAGCCGAUCACGAUCUCCGUACAUCUCCAGACGUAAUCGCAGGUCCCGGUCUCAUUCUGACUCCUCAUGGUAUGACCGUCCUUCCUCUUCACGAUAUCGAUCACGCUCAAGGGGACGCGAGAGACGAUCCUCGCCGAGAAGAAGAGAUGAGAAACGUUCAUCACCAAGGAGAAGCUGGGAGAGGCGAUCGUCGACAGAGAGGUCAUCUCCUAUGCGAAAGUUGAGCAGCUCGAAGAUCUUGGCAAAGAAACUGCUGGAAACAUCAGCUCUCCAGUCCUUAUCAAAACAGUCUGACCUGGAGACUGUCGUCAAAACUUUGGCUCCUGCCCUGCUGGCUGAGCUAGCCAAGAUGAAGUCGUCCCCAUCAACAUCAUCGUCCUCACGUUCUGCAUCUCCAGAAUCACUUAAAGGGAGGCCUAGCACAGAGAAGACCAAGGCUGCUAAAUCUUCCCCUCCAACCAUGGUGAGGCUACAAGGGAUUGUCAGUAGUCUCUCUCACAGUGAAGUGAUUUCUGCUGUGGAGAAAUUUGGAAAAACCAAGUCAGUUGUUUUGUUUAGGUCAAGAUUACAGGCAGUUGUGUGUUUCAAGAAACAGGAAGAUGCUGAGAAACUGAAGAGCUUAAAGAACUUUGACAUAAAAGAAGUAACUGUCAGUGUUGUUAAUGAAAAGGAAAUUGCAUCCAAGAAAACCACAAAAACUAAACUGGAAACUACAGCAAAAGUCUCGGUUUCCAAAGCGAAAAACAUCUCAGCUGAGCAAAAAGCUAAAACUGUAAAAACUGGUGAUAAGGCUGAAGAAGCAGCUUCAAGCCUCGAAAAAUCUAAGAGUAAAUCUACGAAGAGUCCCGAAAAGCAGCCUAACACCAGUGAUUUGAAAGGAAAACGUAAACCCAAAGGGUCUCAAACCGGUGCUAAAGAAGCUGUGGUGGCACCUAAAAAUACAGCCAAUACUAUGAAGGCUGUUGAACCAAUUAAAGGUGCUGCAGUUGAUGGUGAGCCAAAAGUCUUGACUUCCAAAGGAGAAACGGCCUCAACGACGCAGAAAUCUAAAACAGCAGGAACUCUGAAAAAAGAAAAAGUGGAUCCUUCUAAAUCAACAACGUCAGAGGAUAAGCCUGAUGUAGAGACAAAACACAAGAAACCUGAAACAAAGAUUCAUGAAUCUGCGAUGGGGCCUAAAGGUGAAGCACGAAAAUCAUCAGCUUCUGAAAGGGAGGACCACACAGAAGUUGAAACUUCUACUGACGGCAAAGAUAAUCAGACGUUACCAACUAUAUCGAGUGAGAAUCAACUACCAACUAGUGCAGCUGAGACCAAGCCAAAUACAUCGCCACCAAAACCCACUGAUCCACCUCAGAAACCACAAACUGUCAUCAAAAGUCCAGAAGAUUCACUCAAAGCUUCAGAACAGACAGAACAGAGCUCAGAUUCUGCUCUACAAGAAGAAACACAACAGCAGACUGCAGGAAAAUCACCUGAGAUUUCUGUGGAGGCAAAGCAAAGAGUUGAAAGUGUAGAAACGGUUACAAAGGACAAAGUCUCUGUGACUGCAAAGAAGAUCUCAAAGGAUCAGCCGGUCGCUCCUACCCACCCAACAUUUGAGGAACUGAUAGAAAAGCAACUAUGUCCAGAAAAAAUCCUUUGUCUCAAGACAGUCAGGCUUCCCCGUAAAAAGCUUGUUUCGCUUAAAUGCAAGAUGCUGUUAAUAAGCAACCUGCCUAAGUAUCGUGAUGGCUGUUAUGAAGAGGAGGACAUCGCCGAUCUGCUCACUCCACACAGAUUUGAAUAUUACGACGAUACGAUCUACGUUAUACCACAGGCGCGCAUGGCUUUUGCCCUAAUGCCGACAGCAAUGGCAGCCAAAAACAUCGUGCUAGCAUCAGAAGAUAAACAUUUUUUUCUCAAUGGGUCUAAACUUCGACUGCAGGUUGUGAAGAACAAGAAUUUUUUAACGACCCCGCUUGAGUUUUAUAUAUAUCUGAUGAAUCGGCUGUGUUAUGUUAAGAAGAUAGGGAUAGAUAUUGGAGAACGGACAAUCUACAUCAGGAACAUCUCACCAGACGAGUUCCGGGAUCUCAGAGAAGCUUUGGGAAAAAUCGGUAUUGUAAGAAACUACCUGCCUCUUCUCUACAAGGUGUUAAUUGAAUUUGAGUCUGUGUGUGAUGCUGAUCGCCUUGGUGUUUGGUACAGCCUUCUAAAACGGGCCACUGGCCACAAAUUGUCAAGGGUGGAAAUACCACACAGUGGAUUUACAUCACUGCCACCAAGAUUGCCACACAAAGCUUUGCCAGACAGCGAUGUUGCUGUUGACGGGGCAGCUGUCCCAACAGAAGAUAUUACCGUCCCACAACGCAGCACUUCACCAUAUUGGAUCACAAUGACAACUAGUCCCUUUGUGUUCCCCACUGUCGCUCCUUGGUUCACAAUCCCAGAGUAUUUAACUGUCAGGGAACCUGAUGACAUUGAGAAAGCCCAAUCUCAAGGUUCUACGUUCUCCACGAUCAUGUUGACUGGUUUGCCAGAAGGAAACUACAGACAGGAGGAUGUCGCCAAGCUGGUGUGGCGUUACUUCCCUAAUCAGACUGUUCAGACUCUGUACUACAACAUAAUCGUUUUAUCACUGCAGAGGAGGGCCUUUGUGUUUUUUAACAGCUGGGAUGCGUGCUGCGAUUUCGCCAGAGAUUACCUCAAAGAUCCAGUUACAGUUGAAGAGCGGAGACGGAGACUAGGAAUCCACAUUGUUUUACAAGACGUGCAUCCUGGUUCAAGUGAGGAGAGCAUGUACAGAAGCAUGAUGAAAUGGAGCAGCACUCAUGUUCCACAGUCUGAGUCUCUGGAGGACCGGCUGCUGAUUGUGGAGGUCUCCGAGGUGAAUGUGGACCUUGUCAUGAUGAUCAUGAAAGUGGUGGCUCCCAUUGCUGCUUUUGUCAGAUUUUUGCCGCUUGCCAACAGGAUAUGCAUUGAGAUGGCUGAACCUGGUGGAUUAACACAGGUGAUGGAGAGCAAUGUCACCAAGGACUAUUUAUCUUCUUGGAGUAAAGUCGGACGUAUUGAGUCUUUGAAGAGUCUGAAACAGCGUCUGCAAGACUCGGGUGAGAACACACUUAACCUCGAACUGGAAACCGAGAAGGCCGCAGAAUCGACCGCUGUCCUGCAGCCAAGUGAGGAAGGCCAGAAAGCAGCAGUGAAGGAAGAGGGGCCACCACAAACUUUGGUCACUACUCCUGAUGCAAACGCCGCCCCCGCCGCUUCUAGCACUGCUCCUUCAGCAACAAGCCCAGUCAAGUCUGAGGAAAAAGACUCAAAACUUCCUCACAUCAACGAGGACGUUUUCAUGGCCAUUACAGCGGCGCUUCGUGAGCAUAGACAGGGUCGAGAAAGUAGGGCACAGAGCAAGGACAGAGAGAGCAAAAUCAGCAGCCCUAGUAGGGCACAGGAUGAAGACGCACCAAACGAAAAGGUUCAAGUUGAUAAUUUAAAGAAGAAAGUUUCUUCAGAGAGCCGCCCUUUUGGUGAGCUGGAUUUCAAUGUGGACGACUUUGUCACUGUUGAUGAAAUUAACGAUGACGCAGCAGACGCAGACCCCAAUGGUGAAAGCUCCUCUUCAACUAAGCCAAAGUCCACAGAGAAUGCAGAAAGUCAAAGUUCAGCUGCAUCUCCUGCUUCCAAACGAACCUCAGCAGGGUCCUCCAAAGACUCCAGCAGCUCAGCCUCUCCCUCAUCCAAGCCCACGAAAUUUUCUGAGAAAAGCAGUUCAACCUCCUCACUACGAAAAAGUAAAGACUCAUUUGAAUCCACCAAACCCGAAUCCUCUGUGAGUGUCAGUAAGCCUGUUUCCUUUUCUGGUGAGAAAACACAGCCAAGCAAACCUCCAGACAAAUUGACGCAUUCUUUGUCCUCGGGUUAUAGGACCCGUUCAAAAAUGGCAUCAACCGCUGCUGCAGAGCUAACAGAGGAGAGUGCAGCAACAAAGUCUGACCUCAAAGUGUCAGCAAAGGAAAAUCAAACUAAAGUGGAAACAUCAUCAGAGACACAACCACCUGCAGAGGGAGAGGGAUUAGGGAUGAAGAGCCAAACACAGACUCUGGAGACUGAAUGUAAGGACGCACACAAAGAGUCAAAGAAAAGCAAAGAAGAUGGGGAAAAAGACAAUGUGGGGAAAUAUCCACAGGAGGAGGAGGAUGAUGGUGAAAGUUACCAGAUCCUUGAUUCGAUCGACAAGCCAACAGAUGAACAGAUAGAUGAAGACUCAAACCAAGAGACUAAAACAGAGUCAUCAGGGCCUGAGCAAACCCAGAGUUCGCAUGAGGGGGAAAGUCAGGUCUUGAACAGCAUUGAUGAUAAAGGCUCAGAGGAGUCCAGUAAAACAGAAACGGAUGCUCCUCUCUAUGUGAUAGACAACGUUAGUGAAGACCAAGCCAGUACAGUCCAAGGGGACAGUCAUCUGGUCAAAGAUGAAGGUGCCACAGCAAAGCAGCUGUCUGAGGAAAAGAUUCAAGAACCAGAUGCAGCUGAUAAAAAAGAAGGGUUGGAUCCAAGCAUGAACCAAACUCCAAGGUCCAGUGGAGAUGGAAAAGAAAUGAAUGAGGAGAUGCUCUCAGAAAAAUCAAGCAAAGCUUCCAAAGCAUUUUGCCAAACUCCAAAUAAUGAAGAACAAGAAAACAAAGGCAGUUCAGCAGAUGUUACUAAACAGAAAGCCUCUGAGAAGUUAGAUUCAGUCAAUGAUCACACCAGAGGAGAAGAUGACGAGAAGAAACUUAAUACUUCGAAAGCAGUCACUGAAGGAACUGAAGAAGAGGAAGAAGCUUACCAGGUAAUUGAUUCUGUGGAAGAAGAGCCACCGACCACAGAGACCCAGGCAGAGGCUGAGAACAAGGAGGAAAAAACCAAGAAAGACGUUGAAGUGGCUAAACAAGCUGAAAGACCAACAAGAAGGGGUAGACCGAGAACAAGAACAUCUAAAAGAGAGGAGAAAGAGACACAGGAGGAGAUGAUCUUUGAGGUAGUGGAUUCUGUUGAAGAUGAAUUUGUUCAAGAUGUCUCCACCACAGAGAGGCCUGGUAGAAGGAGGUCGGCCAGAGGAAACAAAGAAGAUAAAAAGACGCCAACUUCCACAGUUACAUGUAUAAAAACCGUCAGGGAAGAGGAAUCUACGUCCGAGAUCCUAGACUCAGUGGAGGGUAAGGCUGCCAUGAACGAACCAACCAUCACAACAAGGUCAACCAGAGGAGGAAGAGAAACUAAAGAAGACGUCUCAAAAAAAGACAAGACACCAACGAGGAGGCGGCCGACACCUGCCAGAGAUUCUCAGGAACCAAACAAGGAGGAACCUCAGCAGACUCAAGUGAAAGAGAGCACACCAACAAAGAAGAGCGAGGAGAAUGCCACCUUUACAAUAGUAGACCCAGUGCAGGAUGAAGUUAUUAAGGAUGAACGGGCCAAAACUCCGGAAAAAAGAAGAAGGGGAAGACCAAAGAAGGAUACUAAAGUAACUAAAAAACAAGCUGCCUUAAAGAAUGCUGCAUCUAGUAAAGUGGCUGAUGAGGAGGAGGCCAUUUAUCAGAUUGUUGACUUGGUUGAGGAUGAGACGGCUGACAAUGAGCCUUUGAAAGACCAGAAUACAGAAGAGCCAACAGUGCCUAAAGACGAUAAGGACUCAGCAUCGCCAAAAAAUGCAGAUGAUGAGGAGGUGGUCGAUAAAGAGGAGUGUUUGGAUCACACUGCUGAGGUUAGUGAUGCUCUAUCUACUGAAGACGAGUCUGGUACAGCAACGAAGGAAGAGAAGCCAAAAACAGAUACUAAAGAGGCCACUGGGUCCCAAAGUGAGGCUGCUGCACCAGAAGAAAAGACAAAUCUGGAGGAAGACACCCUGGAGCUGGUCACUCUGGAUGAGGUGGGAGCAGAUGAUGCUGGGGAGGAAAAAGCAGUGGAGGGUCAGGACUGGAGCAGGGAGAUCACCAAGGGAGAACCUGCAGAGCUCAUCACUCUGGAUGAGAUUGUUGAAGAAGAAGAAGAGGAGGAGGGGGAAAAGGCAGAGGAAAGCACAGUGGAGCCCCGCCCACCAACACAGGAGAGCCAAUUGGUGGAGGCCGCAGACAUAGAGACUUUUGCGACAGCAGCUGAGGUAAAAGAGGAAGCAGAGAAGACAUCAGGAUCUGCUAAACGCAAACAUGAUGAAACAGAGGAGAGUUUCAAUUUUGUGAUGGUGGACGAGGUGGGAGAGACUGUGAAGAAGGAGGCGGUAAUUGCCAGGACAAGAGGUCGACCCAGGAAGAGAACCAAGCAGACCCCGGUGAGAAAAUCUGCUAGAGGGAAACCAGAGAGCACAAAAGAGACGGAAGAGGAGGAAACAACAGAACCACUGCUUCCAGCUUCUGUUAAUCCCACUUUAUCACAGGACCGAGACUCAUCUGCACCGCCAGGUGAUGGCCAGGCGGAGAGCCAGAGGACCGAAGAGGAAGCAGAGACCCAGCCUGAUGCUGCACCUGCCUCUGCUGGACAGCAGCCAGAGUCUAAGUGUCCUGAUAAGGAGACAGAGGAGGGAGAGGAGAAGGAUGGAUGGAGCACGGUUGGCAUUAAAGUUGUGGGCAAACGCAGGAGGGAGCUUGUUGGACCUGAGGCAAAGCGAUCUCGCUCUCAGUCUCCGUGUGUUGUAGCAGACUUCAGACUGCCUCAGUUCAACCCCAAUAGCCCCCUCGGUCAGGAGUUUGUGAUCCCAAAAUCAGGAUUUUUCUGUAACAUCUGCUCUGUUUUCUACCUGAAUGAGAAGACCGCCAAGGAACUCCACUGCUGCAGCCAGAAACACUACAACAACCUGCAGAAAUAUUAUGAGAAACGUCGACAAAGAGCUUCAACAACGUCAUCUCAGAUGUCUCAAGGCUCUGUUUCUGACUGAUGGACCUGAUCUACUGAUUAUUUUAACACAUCACUGUGGAGAACAAGCCAAUGUUUUUGAUCCUACUAGUUCAGAAACUAAACUAAUCACCGUGUGGUACCUUUUGUUGUAAAUGAUAUGUCUUCAUUCAUAAAUUGUUUUGUUUUUGUUUGUACAGGCUGGUGAAGAGCACAGUUUUAAAAUGUUGUUAUUAUUUUAUCUUUUAUGUGAAAAUGUUAUUGAAAAAUUAAUAAAUUUACUUAACAGGUCAUCAGGAGGUACCUGACAGGU
This is a messenger RNA of Maylandia zebra (zebra mbuna), 10228 nucleotides long. The record is from RefSeq and is a predicted model, not a curated record. NCBI's taxonomy places the organism in Eukaryota, Metazoa, Chordata, Actinopteri, Cichliformes, Cichlidae.